AUGCCUGGGUCCUCGGACAACGGCUCCUCGAGCAACGGCAACCAGGCGCCGCAGAGCCCGCCCGGCGACACCAUCCACGCCGCCUCCGCCGGCGACUCUGCCAUCCCCGACAAUGCCAGCGUCCCCAAGCCCAAGCGCCUCGCGUGCAUGAUCUGCCGCAAGCGCAAGCUCAAGUGCGAUGGCGUGAGGCCCAGCUGCAGCACAUGCUCGCGCCUCGGCCACUCGUGCGCCUAUGAUGAGCAAAGGAGGAAGAGCGGCCCGAAGCGCGGAUACGUCAAGGCCCUUGAAGAGCGGCUGAAGCAAGUCGAGACGCUGCUCAAGACGCAAGACCCGGCCCCGGCCAACACGAGCCCCUCAAAGGCCAUGGGCAUGUCCAUCUCCGGCUCGCGCAACUCGGCCGCCACCAACGGCCUGCCCGUCGCCAACCCGCCCAUGGGCAUGGCCGGCGACCACGACAUGGACGGCCGGUGGCAGCACUUCAACGGCGAGUCGCCCCGGCAGGGCGCCAUUGACGACUUCAACUUCAACGCCAACAUGGGCAUGCCCAUGAACAAUGUCGGCGGCAACUUCACGUGGGAGAUGAUUGGGCUCGGCCUCGAGGAGCCCUUGCCGCCGCAGGAGACGAUUGAUGAGCUACACCAGGUCUACUUUGAGAAAGUUCACCCCUCGGUGCCCAUGAUUCAUCGCUACCGGUACCUCGCCGCCAUGAACUUGGCGCCGAAUCAGCGGCCGCCAGUGUGCCUCCGCUACGCCAUGUGGACGAUGGCUUGCUCCAUCACGGACAAGUAUUCCGAUCUCAAGGACCUCUUCUACCAGCGGGCGCGCAAGUACGUCGAGGCCGACUACGUCAAGGGCUACGGCGAGCACAUGAUUUCGGUUGCCCACUGCCAGACGCACAUUCUGCUGGCCUGCUACGAGAUGAAGAUGAUGUACUUUCCCCGAGCCUGGAUCAAUACCGGCUCGGCCGUUCGUCUCGCGCAAAUGAUCGGACUCCACCGGUUAGACGGCCAGGGCUUGGACGUCAAGCAAUGUCUACCGCCGCCAAAGGACUGGACUGAACGGGAAGAGCGGCGUCGCACGUUUUGGAUGGCCUUUUGCGAGGAUCGCUACGCCAGCAUCGGCACCGGGUGGCCCAUGACGAUUGACGAGCGGGACAUUAUGACCAAGCUGCCUUCGUCGGAAAGCGCCUAUGACAUGAGUCGCCCCGAGCAGACGCAAACUCUCGCCGAGUGCACCGGGCCGAACGGAGCCGGCAAGCUGUCGUCUUUUGGCGGCAUUGUUCUCAUGGCCUGCCUGUUCGGCCGCAACCUGGUCCAUCUCCACCGUCCCGACGAUGACGAUCUCGACCAUGACCUCAACGGUCCGUUCUGGAAGCGCCACCGCCAGAUGGACAACAUUCUGCUCAACACCUCGCUCUGCCUGCCCGCCCACUUGAAGCUGCCGGGCGGCCUCAACAACCCUAACGUCGUCUUCACAAAUAUGAGCAUCCACACGUCAACCAUUUGCUUGCAUCAAGCCGCCAUUUUUAAGGCCGAGAAGAACAAGCUCGCCGCUUCGGUCAGCUCGGAGAGCAAGGUGCGGUGCAUCACGGCAGCCAACGAGAUUGCCAGCAUCAUGCGGACCAUUUCCCACAUGGACUUGUCAGCUAUGAACCCCUUCAUCUCAUUCUGCCUGUACGUGGCGGCACGAGUGUUUGUGCAGUACCUCAAGAGCCGGCCAGACGAUGCGCAGACUGCGGACUCGCUUCGAUUCCUUCUGUCUGCCAUGAACGCGCUGAAGCGCAGGAACCCCUUGACGGAGUCGUUCCUUGUCCAGCUGGACGUUGAUUUUGAGGCGCUGGCCGCGCGCAUCCCCAAGUUGAGGAACGCGUUCCCGCGACCUGGUGACAGCCCUGGAAUGGGCAACGGGGCUGGAGGCAAGAACCAACCCAUAUGCGACGACCCCGAAGGCGUUCAAGGUAUCAUGGCCUACCGCAACGAGUGCCACUUCAUGAAGAUGGCCGGGGACGACGGCAAUGCCGCAACGGCACCAGAUCUGGUAGAAAACGAGAACCAAAAUUCCGCGCCGCCGGGCUUUGCGCAAACGUGGCUCUCGGCCGACCAGCAGUCGAUACCAGUGCUGACGCCCAGCUCGGGGACAAUGUACGAGAAGGGCGCCGAGAAUCAGGACGCGCAAGGAUCGCCCGAAGGCGGGCCAUCCAACGGACCAACGCCCAAUUCGAGCGGCGCCGGGUCCGAUGCCAAGUCACAUUUGCCAGCCGGCCACAUGAACGGAGCGACGACAGAAGCGGCAUUCCGACCUCCCCUCUCACCGCAGCAGAACAUGAUCAACCCUUCCCAUGGCAUGGACAGCGGGAACCACCAAAGCUUCUUUGGCGACUCGGGAUUCAUUCCGCAAAGUAUGCCGCAACAGAGCAAUGGGUUCGGGAUGCCGGCAGGCGGCUGGACGGACAUGAACGGACAGCCAGCCGGGAUGCCAGUGGGCGAGGGCGUGCUACGGGCUCUCAUGAACAUGGGCCCGAUGGACGCCAUGGACCUCUCGUCGUGGGAUAACGGAGCCGACACGCACAUGAGAGGGUGA
Messenger RNA from Purpureocillium lilacinum, 2580 nucleotides. RefSeq lists its product as uncharacterized. Gene Ontology annotation, molecular function: DNA-binding transcription factor activity, RNA polymerase II-specific; zinc ion binding; DNA binding. Gene Ontology annotation, cellular component: nucleus. Gene Ontology annotation, biological process: regulation of DNA-templated transcription; DNA-templated transcription. The record is from RefSeq and is a predicted model, not a curated record. Lineage: Eukaryota; Fungi; Ascomycota; Sordariomycetes; Hypocreales; Ophiocordycipitaceae.